Petromyzon marinus (sea lamprey) is the source of this 1789-nucleotide messenger RNA. Its product is annotated as interferon-stimulated gene 20 kDa protein-like. The record is from RefSeq and is a predicted model, not a curated record. Gene Ontology annotation, biological process: rRNA processing. Gene Ontology annotation, cellular component: nucleus. NCBI's taxonomy places the organism in Eukaryota, Metazoa, Chordata, Hyperoartia, Petromyzontiformes, Petromyzontidae. Gene Ontology annotation, molecular function: nucleic acid binding; 3'-5' exonuclease activity.
CUUGUUUUUGACUGCAUAGUGAUAGGCACAUAUGUGACUCGUGAGCAAUGACGCAGUUACUAAAUAAUCGUGGUUUUAAUGGGCGUGUGUGUUUUUUAUAUCGUUCUAGCUCAGGGUGCAUGCACUGCGUAUGGGUGUCCAGAAUAUAUCGAGUUAAUGAUGCUAUGUUAACUUAUGCAUAUAUUAGGCUAAUAAUAGCCUACUCAACCUUACGAUAGUCUUAACUCACGCGAUGAUGUAAAUACAAUCCCAUAAAAUAUUGAUUGCCAACGCACUCUUGAAGAUUGCAACGAAACAAAGCAACGGGCUCCGCAAAUUCUCCACGUGCAAAUCACGGCCGUUGUCAAACCGUUCGGCUCAAUGAAAUGAGCCGCAGCUAUCUGAAUUGUGCAGCCAGGCAAGAUUCCCGGGAGUGAGCGCAUCCCAAUGCCUGGCACAGGCCGCGUGUCCGCCGAUACAGACAGCGUCUCAACAACAGCAGCAGCAGCGUUAUCACUCGCACCGCCCUAUCUGCCGGAGAUGCGGGAGGCGAGCGUGCGAGUGGCGUUAUUUGCUUUGCGGUAAGAUUUAUCAUGGGCUUCGUGAAUGUGGCCAAGGUCGUAAGAAAUGGUUGGUGGGCAGUGGGGAGGAUGAGCAAAGGAAUGAACGUGGAUUGAAGAACGGAUUGCUAUCUCUGUACAGCCUGACGGGUUCCCAAGGUCAUCAGAGAAGUGAACCGAAACCGCGUCGUGAAGAGUGUUUCUGUGGCCCUAAGUCGUGACGCGUGUGUUGUUUCCAUGACCUCGGCAGAAGGCGAUGACAACGAGCAGCAACUGGCUUCACGGCACGAGCACACGGCAAGGGGUGAGCACAGGUGAACAACAAAGACGCGCACGCGCGUGCGCGCGCGCGCAGCCAUGCAAGCCACCGGCAAGUACGUGGCGAUGGACUGCGAGAUGGUGGGAAUCGGCCGCGGCGGCACGGAGAGCGCGUUGGCUCGCUGCAGCAUCGUCGACUACAACAAGCGCGUCCUCUACGACGACUACGUGAAGCCCGAGCAGCCCGUCACCGACUACCGCACGCGCUUCAGCGGCAUCCUUCCCCGUCACCUGGUGAACGCGACGCCGUACGAGGAGGCGCGGAAGGAGAUCAAGAAAAUCCUGGAGGGAAAAAUAAUCAUCGGCCACGACAUGCGGCGGGAUUUCUCAACCCUGGGCCUGAACAUCCAUAUGUUCGACACGCGUGACACGUCACUGUGCGAGCCGCUGCUGAAAAAGGCAAAGCUCACCGUUGGCAGGAGAGCGUCGCUCAAAAACCUAGCACAGAUCCUGCUCUCAAUCCAGAUCCAGAACAGUUCAGAUGGGCACUGUUCGGUGGAGGAUGCCAAGGCAGUCAUGGACCUCUUCAGGCUGGUGGACAAAGAGUGGGAGAGGGGCCCACACUCGUGGCCCGAGGCCCCACUCCCACGGCGUCACCAGAACCAACGAUUCAACCGUUACUUAGACUUUGAGGACUGCAAUAGCUACAAUGACUGUCGUGAUAGUGAUGAUUACGGUUAUGAUUGAUGAUCCGCUUAAUUUAACAAGGUGCCGUUGCGCAUAACAACGGUUUACAUUUUGAAGCACGUUUUCAAAUUUAGCAAUUUUUUUUUAAUCACACCUUGCUUUUAAAACUGUAGUCCUUAAGAGAAACCGAUUUUGGUCAUGUUGUAAAUGUGUACAAAUCUUGAACAUAUUUACUGGAAUGUGCCAGAUAAUUAAAUGUAUAGUACUAUAUUUUUAAAGUGAAUAUUAAACGAGAUCGAGCUAUG